This is a messenger RNA of Grammomys surdaster, 5421 nucleotides long. RefSeq names its product EYA transcriptional coactivator and phosphatase 4 (gene Eya4). Gene Ontology annotation, biological process: positive regulation of DNA repair; cell differentiation; negative regulation of extrinsic apoptotic signaling pathway in absence of ligand. The transcript is spliced from 20 exons. Gene Ontology annotation, molecular function: protein tyrosine phosphatase activity. The record is from RefSeq and is a predicted model, not a curated record. NCBI's taxonomy places the organism in Eukaryota, Metazoa, Chordata, Mammalia, Rodentia, Muridae. The coding region runs from base 320 to 2170 and encodes 616 amino acids. Gene Ontology annotation, cellular component: nucleus.
CUUUAUAGCUUCCAUCUCCAGGAAAAAGCUAUUUCCUAAGCCCAGAGCAAGCUUCAGGCUAGUGUCCAUUGGUGUUUAACUUUGUUGCAAGUGAACAAGAGUCCCUUCUGCCUCCUCUCUUCCGAGACACGGCGCGAAGGGAAAACUUAGACACUGGAAGGAAAGCGAGUAAAUACACAGAUCGGACCCGCAGAUCACUGGCUGGGACAGACAAUUGAACUUCGGGAGCCCAAGGCGGUCCGGGCCCCCAGAGAUAGUCAGUUUUGAAUCCAAGGAAGCUACUUCUGCGUGGGAGUGGCAAGAGAAGUUAGAGAACCACAUGGAAGACACCCAGGACCUAAAUGAGCAAUCCGUAAAGAAAACGUGCCCAGAAACAGAUGUUUCAGAAGCUCAGAAUUCCAGGUCUAUGGAAAUGCAAGAUCUAGCAAGUCCCCAUGCCUUGGUUGCAGGCAGUGAUACAUCUGGGAGCUCCAAGCUGGAUAAAUCCGGUCUCAGCAGCACUUCGGUCACAACAAAUGGGACAGGAGUGUCUCUUCUUGCAGUCAAAACAGAGCCCUUGCACAGCAGUGAGACUACUACCACGACUGGAGAUGGAGCGCUUGACACUUUUACUGGGUCAGUAAUAACAAGCAGCGGCUAUAGCCCCAGGUCGGCACACCAGUACUCCCCACAGCUGUACCCCUCCAAGCCCUAUCCACACAUUCUUUCUACACCAGCAGCUCAAACAAUGUCGGCCUAUGCAGGCCAAACUCAGUACUCUGGGAUGCAGCAGCCGGCCGUCUACACAGCCUACUCACAGACAGGACAGCCCUACAGCCUGCCUGCCUACGAUCUUGGUGUGAUGUUACCAGCCAUCAAGACAGAAAGUGGGCUUUCCCAAACUCAGCCCCCGUUACAGAGUGGCUGCCUCAGCUACAGCCCUGGGUUUUCUACCCCACAACCAGGCCAGACAACUUACUCUUAUCAAAUGCCAGGCUCCAGUUUUGCGCCAUCGUCUACUAUUUAUGCAAAUAAUUCUGUUUCUAAUUCAACAAAUUUCAGCAGCUCACAACAGGAUUACCCAUCCUACACAGCCUUUGGCCAAAACCAAUAUGCUCAGUAUUACUCGGCAUCAAGCUAUGGGGCGUACAUGACAUCAAAUAACACAGCCGAUGGCACAUCAUCGUCAACCUCAACUUAUCAGCUCCAGGAAUCUCUUCAAGGACUGACUAGCCAACCAGGAGAGUUUGAUACAGUGCAGAGUCCCUCCACACCGAUCAAAGAUCUUGAUGACAGAACAUGUAGAAGUUCUGGGUCAAAGUCUCGAGGAAGAGGCCGGAAAAAUAAUCCCUCCCCACCUCCGGACAGUGACCUGGAGCGUGUGUUUGUCUGGGACUUAGAUGAAACUAUCAUCGUCUUCCACUCUCUCCUCACGGGCUCUUAUGCACAGAAAUAUGGCAAGGAUCCCCCAAUGGCUGUGACCCUUGGGCUCCGAAUGGAAGAAAUGAUCUUUAAUCUUGCUGAUACACAUUUGUUUUUUAAUGACUUAGAGGAGUGUGAUCAAGUUCAUAUAGAUGAUGUUUCCUCCGAUGACAAUGGUCAGGACUUAAGUACCUACAGUUUUGCAACUGAUGGCUUCCAUGCAACUGCAAGUAGUGCGAACCUUUGUUUGCCAACAGGUGUGAGAGGAGGAGUGGACUGGAUGAGGAAGCUGGCUUUUCGUUACAGAAGAGUAAAGGAAUUAUAUAACACCUACAAGAACAAUGUUGGAGGACUUCUUGGCCCUGCCAAGAGAGAUGCAUGGCUGCAGUUAAGGGCAGAGAUUGAAGGCCUAACAGAUUCCUGGCUAACGAGCGCACUUAAGUCUUUAUCAAUUAUUAGUACUAGGAGUAACUGUGUAAAUGUCUUGGUAACGACAACCCAGCUGAUUCCUGCUCUUGCAAAAGUCCUGCUCUACAGCCUAGGAGGUGCUUUCCCCAUUGAGAACAUUUACAGCGCAACGAAAAUAGGCAAGGAAAGCUGUUUUGAGCGUAUAGUGUCCAGAUUUGGCACUAACAUAACUUAUGUUGUGAUUGGAGAUGGCCGAGAUGAGGAACACGCUGCUAACCAGCACAACAUGCCCUUUUGGAGGAUAUCAAGCCACUCGGACCUCUUGGCUCUACAUCAAGCACUGGAAUUAGAGUAUUUGUAACUGUAUUCUCUAUCUGGGGAUCCAUUUAUUUUUUUUAUAUUUCAAGUACACUGAAUUUUUAUGUGUGAUCCAAUGCCACUGGCUUCUUCUACACAUAUAAAUGGUCUUAAUGGAUGAAAUCAUACUUGGAAUGAAAACUCCAGAGUGAAGAAUUCAGGUUGCUGAAUGGAAUUAAACUUUAGUGCUACAGAAAGGAAGCUCUAUGGUCUUAUUAUCUUUACAAUACUUUCAUGGUUUAAAGAAAAAAAUCUGUGGCAGUUGCUGACACAUAUUAAGUGAGUCCUAAGAGGAAUUAACAGCUUUAGUAAAGAACUCGAACUCUCCCAAGCCACAGCACCUGUUCUGCCUCUGACAAGGUGAUUGAAAACAUUCCUCAAAAUGGGAGCUCUUCUCAACCCUGAGGUUUGAAUCUGACUUAUAGCCUACCUAGCCCAGAAAAUCUGAAUCAAAAUGCACUCAGACUGUAUAACGACAGUCCUAUCUAGACCUGUAAUUUGUGUAAAUUAUUGAUGGAAAUAAUUUACUGUGACUUUAUUAGCAGCUGACUCUGAAAGUGGAUGCAAUUUUUCUUUUAUUUGUCGGGGUGGGAAAGGGGCUGGGGAAAUGGGAAUAUAAUAUUGUCUCUUUUUUUAAGUUUGGCAAAGAGAAUGUUCAUACUGAUGUGUUGUGCCUUAAAGACAAGACAGAAUUUGUGUAUUACAAUGUAACUUUGGUUAAAGUCUCUGUAGAUAAUGAAAGACAAAAACAAACAAACAAAAAUGAAACAAAAAAGCAAACAAAGAAAAACAUUUGUGAAAAUUCUUCACAUGACCAAAUUUAAAAUUUAAGCUAUCAGUUUAAUAUGGAAUCAUUGACAAAUUGAGAAUUUGUUAAAAUGAGAAACCAGUAACAAUAAUAAUACAAGAAAACUUGCAUUUUAAUUGGGUUAUAAAUGAUUCCAAUAAUCAGUAUAUAUCAAUUAUCUGAACAUGCAAUCACAGGUUUGGGAGACUAUGGGUUCUUUAUUUAGAGAGUGAAAUAUAUAUAUAUCAAGGCCUCAAGUAUGCUUUCUCACAGUUUUCUGGAAGGAAAUUAAGAGCCAUAUUCAUGUCAACAUACCCAAUUUUAGUUUAAGACUGGAUACGUGCCAGUUGCUAAGAGGACAAUAUCAUGGUGCACAUUUAGCAAAUAUCAUCAAAGUCAUUUUAGAACAUGAUAUGGAAUGAAUGUAGCUUAAAACACACAUUGAGUAGGCAUAGUAAAGUGCAUUUGUCUUCCAUGCUGUUGCAAAAGUGAUCAGUGAUAGAAAGCAGCUAUACCAGAUAGCUCUCAAGGAAAAAACUCUGAAUCUAUCAAUUUUUUUAUAUAGUAUCAUAAGUUAAUCAUCAAACAAGCUAUAUCUCAACAACAUUGCCAGAUCACAAUGGUAAAAGGCUAUUCAUGCUCCUUGAAAUACAUCAGUCCAGAGUCUCCCCAUUACAAACAGGAAUACAUUAGUUUAUUGGUUUCUUCCUGUAUGGUUGUUCAACAAUGCCUGCGUUCAUUGCCCAGAGAGCCUGGCCUCAUUGUAUCUGCCUGUCUUUUUGUCUUAUUAGUGUAUAAUUCAUAUUGGUAACACAAUACAGAUUCUCCUCUCAUUUGUUAUGAUAUGGUUUGCUUUGUGGAAAUUUAAGACUUCAAGAAGGAAAAUAUUCUAAUGGUAUGAGCACCUGAAUCUCUCUACAUUCUGAAUGGCAUAAGAUGGAUCCUAGAGUCCAGCUCUUAGUCAAUGCCCCUCAUCUCAGGCUGAUUCAUAAGAGAUCAUCAUCUGAGACUUUUGCAUAAGGCUUUGCUCAAAGAUCACAGUGAAGACUCUGGAGGGCUGUAUUUCUUUAGAGAAUGAUGUGGCUCUGUUUACAAAGGGUAUACAGAUGAUGAGAUAACUCUGCAUAAGAUAGAGACUUCUUAUGUCAAUCCUUACUUUCUAAAUGUGGCUUUUGGUUAUCCUUUCCCCAAUGUUGUGUUGGCAAAUUAUGGUUGGGAUAUUUUAAUACUAAUAUUGUUAAUGAUAAAUUUUACACUUCUUCUGGUCUUCAGCUUGAAAGUGGUUAAAAAGUCAAAGAUUUUCUUUUUUAUUACUGGCACUCAUUUCUAUUUAGUACUAUGGUAAAACAAAGUUAGUUUGGCACACUGCCAGUUUCUUUCACUGAUAGACUUUGUGCCCCUGCAUCAAAAGUUAUAAUUCUUCUGGAAAUCUGAUUAACAAGGUUUCUUAGACUGCUCCACUUGAGGGACAGAGAGGCUCACCCUUUCCAAGUUCAUCAAGGACUGACUUUUGGCCUGCUCCUCCCUGCUCCUGCUUAUCCAUCCCCCUUUUCCAGCCCUGAGUAUCUGUCAAAGGGAGGUAGCCAGUGUAAUACCUACAAGUGAGGUUGAUAAAAAGCAGACUGUCAAGCACAGCAAUGGUAACAGCCAGAAAGCCAUGGCCCAGCCUGGUCAUGUGACUUUGAGCAGGCUCAAACUACAACUCUUCUCUUCUCACCUUAGGACAAGAAAAUGCUCUACCUUUCUAAAAACACAUCAGCCAAACAGCAAUAAAAAUAAAUAAAUAAAAUAAAAAACCAGGCCUGCAGGCAGUUGCUACAUUCUAUUUUUAUGUAGAAUAUCGUGCCUUAUUGUAAGUGAGUUUAAAAACUGUUCUCCAACUCAUAUGGGGUUUAGGCUAUUACAAAUUCAAGCUUGGUGUGAUACUAGAAAAAAAAUAACUGCCUUAUACUGUACCUUAAAAAUAUCAAGACCCUAUCACUUGAGUAAGAAAAUAGGUGGCCUAGCUACAACAUUAUAGCAUACAUCUAAGAUGAUAAAAAUCCUGAAGAAAUGUGCAAAUCCAAUUCCGAGGUAAAAAUAAAAUUUUAAGAUUAUAUGGUCUGUGCACAAAAAUAGGUACUAACUGUCUGGUGAGCUAAGAUCAAAAUAGCUUCAACAUCAUGCCCCACUGUGAAGUUUUUUUGUAAAACCUACUUGUUUGUGACAAGCCUACAUUCUCAGUGAAUAUGGCAUUUAGUAUUUUUUUCAACACAAACCUAAGCCUCAUGAGCCAAAGUUGCACUUUGACUCUCUGCUAUGGUGGCGUUAUAGGGAAUCUCACAGUCAAAGUCAAGGGUUUCUGUUAUGUAUUAGUAAAGUAUAGAUUAUUGGGGCCUACAUAAUUUAAAGAAAUGUAAAUUAAUAUUAAAAGCUUGUAAAAAUAUGUACAUCUUUACUAUUUCUCAAUAAAUACCUUUGCAACUCUA